UACUUUAAAAAAUAGAAAUGUCCCCAUAACGUUAAUAUGUCUAAAAUACCCCUGACUAUAUUCUAGAACUACCAAAUCAACCCGUCUUGUUCGCCAAGUCGCUUUGAUCUAAAAAGCUCUUAAACUAUUCUUCCAGCGACCGGAAGAAACGAAUAAUCGGAAUCGAAAAAUUCGAAAAAGGAACUGAGAAGAAACAGAUCUGAAGAUGGAGUGUGUAUUUGGUCUAGUUGGGAAUGGAUUCGCUAUCGUGGCGGCGGAUACAUCAGCAGUUCACAGUAUUCUUCUUCACAAGAACAAAGAGGACAAGAUCAUGACUCUUGACUCUCACAAGCUCGUCGCCGCUAGUGGUGAGCCUGGUGACCGGGUUCAGUUUACGGAGUAUGUUCAGAAGAAUGUGUCACUGUAUCAGUUUCGUAAUGGGAUUCCUUUGAGUACUGCUGCUGCUGCUAACUUCACUCGUGGAGAACUUGCCACUGCUUUGAGAAAGAAUCCAUAUUCGGUGAACAUCCUGAUGGCUGGCUAUGACAAAGAAGCCGGCGCAUCUCUAUACUACAUUGACUACAUUGCAACCCUCCACAAGGUUGAUAAGGGAGCAUUUGGAUACGGCUCAUACUUCUCUCUCUCUACAAUGGACAGACACUACCGCAGCGACAUGUCUGUUGAAGAAGCCAUUGAAUUGGUGGACAAAUGCAUACUCGAGAUCAGGUCAAGGCUGGUCAUUGCACCACCAAACUUUGUUAUCAAGAUUGUUGACAAGGACGGAGCCCGUGAGUACGGAUGGCGUAUCAGCACUGCUGAUGCCUAAGUUGUUUUCAUUGUGUUUAUUAGUCCAUUUAUGUUACUCGGCUCACAUUUAUAUUCUCUGUUGAACUUCAAGCUCCCUGGAUAUUAAAGUUCCUAGAUAAUGAUGAUGAUAUGCAUGUGUUGAACUUUUUCUUUCCUUAUUGCGUAUAUGAAGCAAAAGAUAGUGCAAUGUAAACCUAAACAUCUUCUUCUACUAUAUCAUCUCUAUUCUCUGCGUUUCUACAUAGGGAAGACUUUAACACAAGCCCAAUGGUAAAAUCUUAAGUAUCAAUGAAGUAAACAUAAGCAGUAAAAAGCACAGAGAGCUUAAAACAGUUCAGAUACGAGCGAGAAUAGAAGUGGCAAAAGUCAUGAUGAUAGUCGAUGGAAACCAGAAGUUUCUGAUCUUGAGAGAGUCGCUUGAGAAGUAUUGUAGAACUGGUAGUGGUGGUGGUGGUGGUGGUGGUGCUAGGGUGGCUGUUUCCGGUGAGAAUAGAUCGGAGCUUGGUGAAACUUCCGGUGCUAAGUCGACUGAUUGAGGAGAGGCAGAAAC
This is a messenger RNA of Arabidopsis thaliana (thale cress), 1336 nucleotides long. RefSeq names its product 20S proteasome beta subunit D2 (gene PBD2). Lineage: Eukaryota; Viridiplantae; Streptophyta; Magnoliopsida; Brassicales; Brassicaceae. Gene Ontology annotation, biological process: protein catabolic process; proteasomal protein catabolic process. The record is from RefSeq and is marked reviewed. Gene Ontology annotation, cellular component: proteasome core complex; nucleus; cytoplasm. The coding region runs from base 206 to 805 and encodes 199 amino acids. The transcript is spliced from 3 exons.